This is a messenger RNA of Aspergillus lentulus, 1212 nucleotides long. The record is from RefSeq and is a predicted model, not a curated record. Lineage: Eukaryota; Fungi; Ascomycota; Eurotiomycetes; Eurotiales; Aspergillaceae.
AUGUCUGGACUCAUGCACAAGGUCAAGGACGCCGUUACUGGCCAUCACCACGAUUCCACCCACACCUCCAAUACCACUGGUACUCACGACGGCACUCACCACACCACUGCUGAUACCACGACCACCAACCAUGGUCCUCACCACUCCAAGCUCGCCAAUAAGCUCGAUCCCCGCGUCGACAGCGACCAUGACCACCACCCUGGUUCUCACGCCACGAUAACCCGGGGCCCAGAUGGUGAAAAGGUCGCUCACACCAGUACCCACGGUCCUCGCCCCAUCGAGCCUGGCCAUGGCCACUCUGCUGCUACUGGCACUACUGGCACUACCAGCACCACCCGCGGCCCGCACAGCUCCAACGUUGCGAACAAGCUUGAUCCUCGCGUCGACUCUGAUGCGGACAACCGCGCCCGGCAUGAAGCUAUUGGUGGAGCCCACGGCCCUCACAGCUCUAACCUCGCCAACAAGGCUGAUCCCCGCGUUGACAGCGAUAGAGAUAACCGUGCCCACACUGGUGCUGGAGCCACUACCGGCGCUUAUGCCAGCGGUGCCCACAACACCUACGGCACAACUUCUACCAACGCCGGACCUCACAACUCGAACAUGAUGAACAAGGUCGACCCCCGUAUCGACUCUGACAGGGACAACCGUGGUGCUUACGGAACUACCGCUACCCACGGCACCGGCGCCGGAAACACCUUUGGCACCCACACCAGCUCGAACGUCGGCCCCCAUAACUCGAACAUGAUGAACAAGGUCGACCCCCGCGUCGAUUCCGACAUGGAUAACCGUGCCCGCUAUCAGGCCAUGGGAGGUGCUCACGGUCCUCAUUCUUCCAACCUUGCCAACAAGAUCGAUCCCCGCGUUGACUCUGACAUGGAUAACCGCGGCACUACCCACGGAACUACUGGUUCCUACGGUACUGGCCACGCCCACGGUUCUGGCGCUGGUAUGAACACUGGCAUGGGUACUCACACCAGCACAAACACCGGUCCUCACAACUCCAACCUGAUGAACAAGGUAGACCCCCGCGUCGAUUCUGACAGGGACAACCGCGCCCGCCACGAGGCUCUUGCUUCCAACAGCUACAACGCCCCUGGCACUACCACUCACACCGCGGGACCCCACAACUCCAACCUGAUGAACAAGGUGGAUCCUCGUGUUGAUUCUGACUUGGACAACCGUGGCACCCUGGGCACCCAGCGUGGUUUCUAA